UUGGCGGAAUGCGGGUGGGAAAAAAAUAAGGCUGUCAUCCAGGGAGCGAGGAACUUACACUUGCCAAGCUUUCUAGUUGAUGUAUUAGCAAAUAUAGGUAAAGGAGGAUGAGCAGCUCAGAGGAGGUGUCCUGGAUAUCCUGGUUCUGUGGACUGAGAGGGAAUGAGUUCUUCUGUGAGGUUGAUGAGGACUACAUACAGGACAAGUUUAACCUGACAGGUUUGAAUGAGCAGGUGCCUCACUAUCGCCAGGCUCUGGACAUGAUUCUCGACUUAGAGCCAGAUGAGGAACUUGAAGAUAACCCCAACCAGAGUGACUUGAUAGAGCAGGCAGCAGAGAUGCUCUACGGACUUAUACAUGCACGCUACAUCCUGACAAACAGAGGCAUUGCACAGAUGUUGGAAAAGUAUCAACAAGGGGAUUUUGGGUAUUGCCCCAGAGUCUAUUGUGAAAAUCAGCCAAUGCUUCCUAUUGGUUUGUCAGACAUCCCUGGAGAGGCAAUGGUGAAGCUUUAUUGCCCAAAAUGCAUGGAUGUGUACACCCCUAAAUCCUCCAGACACCACCACACAGAUGGAGCCUAUUUUGGGACAGGGUUCCCCCACAUGCUGUUCAUGGUGCACCCAGAGUAUCGUCCGAAGCGGCCAGCCAACCAGUUUGUUCCGAGGUUAUAUGGUUUCAAAAUUCACCCGAUGGCCUAUCAACUCCAACUUCAGGCUGCAUCAAGUUUCAAGAGCCCAGUCAAGGCAAUUCGCUAGAACUCAGCUCUGACAAAGAUGGUGGACUCAAAAGACUUUGUUGUUUACUACUUAUUUUAAGCAAUGGAUUAUGUUCCCUGUACAGUUCUCCAAACCCACAUCUGUGUUUAUGGACACUCAGAUCCAGCCAUUUAGAGAAGCACUGUUACAGUUGAGCGAAUUAGCUUGUUUUCUGUAUUAAACAUGUUAUUCCUAAAGGA
Molecule: messenger RNA, 955 nt
Organism: Thunnus maccoyii (southern bluefin tuna)
Lineage: Eukaryota; Metazoa; Chordata; Actinopteri; Scombriformes; Scombridae
Product: casein kinase II subunit beta
Exons: 7
Coding region: 108-755 (215 amino acids)
Cellular component (GO): cytoplasm; protein kinase CK2 complex
Molecular function (GO): protein kinase regulator activity
Source: RefSeq, a predicted model, not a curated record